Cercospora beticola is the source of this 879-nucleotide messenger RNA. RefSeq lists its product as uncharacterized. NCBI's taxonomy places the organism in Eukaryota, Fungi, Ascomycota, Dothideomycetes, Mycosphaerellales, Mycosphaerellaceae. The record is from RefSeq and is a predicted model, not a curated record.
AUGUCUUUCUCCAGCCAUUUCGAGAAGAAAGUCAACGAGGAGAUGACGCACGAGGACAGCCAGCCCGGACGAGCGCCUGCGGAGAUGGAAGAUGCAGACAUGGCGCUGAAGAAGAAUGGCUAUCCUUCCUCACAACUCAACGACCACGAAUGCCAUGAUAAGAAAGAUUAUCCACCACGCUUCUCCACCUUGUUUGGUGUCGCGCCUCCUGCACCACCUCCGCCGCCACCUCACACGCCGCGCGAAUACGUGCGAGAGCAUUACCCGGAGCCCAAGAAGAGAUCUGGCAUUCAUAUGCCACUUGCUCUCUUCGUUGUGCUUAUGAUCACACUCUUCUUCGAAAGCACCAUCAUCUUCGCGUACACCAUCAUCGGCCUCUACAACAACGCCCCAGCUCGACUCUUCCCAUGGGCAGGCCAAGGCUCUGCUGUCGCCGCAGUUUGUGACAGCAGUCAGCAGCAGCCCGCGAUCAACAUCGCCCCCAACUUCAUUAUCCCUGGUCAAGCUGGCGCAGAGCAGCAGCAUAUCACGACCGAGCUCGUCACCAUCACCGCCACACCAUCCACCUCUCCCACUACGACUUCCACCUCCACAACCAACGCUUCCUCGCAAGCAGCAGCCAUGGCAUCAGAUAUCGCUGGUAUACUGGGAAGUCUAGGACUCGGAGGAGCCUCUUCGACUACUUCCAGCUCUAUCGCGUUCGUCACCGUCAAGCCUACGCAAAGCACUGUCACGAGUGUGACGGUCAUUACGGAAACUCCACCGGGGCCGACUCUCACGCAGACGACUUUUGUGGAUGCGCCGAAGGGUACUGCGAGUUCGACGACGUCGCAGGAGGAGAUUGUUAUUCGGCCUACUACGCUUUCGUCUUCGGCCUAG